This is a messenger RNA of Oncorhynchus gorbuscha (pink salmon), 310 nucleotides long. RefSeq names its product kinesin-like protein KIF26B. The transcript has 2 exons. Gene Ontology annotation, molecular function: ATP binding; microtubule binding; microtubule motor activity. Gene Ontology annotation, biological process: microtubule-based movement. The annotation marks the transcript as partial. Lineage: Eukaryota; Metazoa; Chordata; Actinopteri; Salmoniformes; Salmonidae. The record is from RefSeq and is a predicted model, not a curated record.
GUGAAGGUGAUGGUUCGUGUGUGUCCUGUGACUUCCUCAGACGCAGCAGAGUCCAGCUCCUUCCUCAAAGUGGACACCAGGAAGAAGCAAGUGACCAUCAUGGAGCCCUCAGCCAACCAGACAAAAGGCAACAACCCCCAGAAACGAGGAGGAGCCAAUCAGGUCCCUCCUAAGAUGUUUGCCUUUGACGCUGCCUUCUCCCAUGAUGCAUCACAGGCGGAGGUGUGUGCUGGUACUGUAGCUGAGGUAAUUCAGUCUGUGGUGAAUGGAGCCGACGGCUGCGUCUUCUGUUUUGGCCACUCUAAACUGG